Messenger RNA from Dicentrarchus labrax (European seabass), 3523 nucleotides. RefSeq names its product activating signal cointegrator 1 complex subunit 2 (gene ascc2). The coding region runs from base 157 to 2463 and encodes 768 amino acids. Gene Ontology annotation, biological process: regulation of DNA-templated transcription. Lineage: Eukaryota; Metazoa; Chordata; Actinopteri; Moronidae. The transcript is spliced from 19 exons. Gene Ontology annotation, molecular function: ubiquitin binding. The record is from RefSeq and is a predicted model, not a curated record.
ACAUGUCACUUCCUGGCCCAGCGCAGGUGAUUAGAAAACGUUUUGGAAACUGAAACUGUUGAAAGCCGUGACGAUUUUGGCGAGAUGGCUUGAGAAGAGUCACAGACAGACAGACACAUAAAGAGGAAAAAAAAAAAAACUAGAGCGGGAGAAACCAUGGCCUGUGCGCAAGUGCCACUGGAUGAGCAGCAGGUGACCGAGCCAGGCCCGCUGGGAAAAGAGCAAACACUGCCUGCACUGCACCCUGCCAGGAAGGAGGAGCGCUGUUUUGUGCCUUACAAGUCCCCACCAGAAGAUGGCUCUCCCGCUGAGGUGGAGGAGUUUUUGGAACGUGCCAAAUUCAUCACAGAGGACCUGGAGUGGCUGCUCGCACUGCCCCAUGACAAGUUCUGGUGUCAGGUGGUGUUUGAUGAGUCUCUGCAGCGAUGCCUAGAUUCAUACCUGCAUCUCGCUCCUCGCGGCCUCGACCUCUCCGCCCUGCCCUCCUCCCCAGCGGUGGCCGACAUGCAACGCUCCGUCCACAGGACGGUCUUCUUGACCUUCCUCAGGAUGGCCACACACAAAGAGUCCAAAGAUAACUUCAUCACCCCGGCUGUGUUUGGAGAAAUUAUCUAUGAUAACUUCUUGUUCGAUAUUCCCAAAAUUCUGGAUCUAUGUGUUCUCUUCGGAAAGGGCAACAGCCAGCUGCUGCAUAAGAUGAUAGAGAACAUCUUUACCCAGCAGCCAUCUUACUACAGUGACCUGGAUGAGACGGUGCCCACUGUGUUACAGGUGUUUGACACUAUCCUGGAUAAGUGUGGUCUGUACUGUGAAGGAGCCACAGCUAUGGAGCCGAUGAAGCUGAGCGCACACAAACAGCCCACUGCCAUGACCAUGAGCCAGCAGGAACUUGUAGACCUUAUUCUGUACCUGUGUGACUCAACCACCACCAUCCAUGCCUUCCUGGACAUUUUCCCUGCCGCCUGCUCCGGAUUCCACUCCAACGGUUUCCUCAGCAGACUGACCUCAUUCUAUGAGACCGCUGUGCCUGACCUUGAGAAGGCAUUGAGGAAGAGAAACUUUGAUGAUAAAGGCUUUAGUCUUCAGGAGGAUUUGUGGAAGAGGUUGUCCCACUCCUGUCGCAAGAUGGUGGAGACGGCUCACCUGCUACUGCAUCAUACCUGUUUACAGCCAAUCCUGGAGGGGGGAGAAAACAUGCUGGCAUUUGCAGAGGAGCUCCUUUCACAUUUCACAUCUUUUCUGACUGAGAAAAGGUUCUUGACAGACUAUGAUGAGCAGUUCCCCAUCGCAGACGAUGUCAGCCUCCUACAACAGGCCCUCCCUGUCAUUGAUGAGACCCGGACUUCCUACCUGCUCCAGGGGGUGGAAAGUGCCUGGGACAGUGUUGGGCGACAGAAACCACAGAUUCAGCACAAAGUCCCCUCAGCCGCAGCGGGGGGUGCUGCUGCUGCUUCAGCUGGCUUUGAACUUCAGGAGGCCCGAGAGCCAGGAGGAGGAGGAGAAGGAGAAGAGAGCCUGAGGGGAGCAGAGGCCAUGUUGGAUGUUCCCCGAAUAGGAAACAAUGGUGCGGUGUGUUCAGUGAGCGGGGCAGAGCUGGAGUCUUUGCUCUCAUGUAUCAAGGACCUGCUGCCUGAUUUGGGUGAAGGCUUUCUGCUGGCCUGCCUGCAGGAGUACGACUUCAACUCUGAGCUGGUCAUCAACAACAUCCUGGAGGACCGCUUGGCCCCCAACCUGGACAAACUGGACCGAGCCAUGCCAAGGCCAGUGAAGGAGGAUCUUCCAGAUGUUCUGAAUGUCAGAUCCAACGUGUUUGAUGAUGACGAGUUUGACGUCUUCCGCAGGGACCAGGUGGACAUGUCUCGUAUCUGGAAGGGCAGGAGGAAAGGUGAGGGCGCCCGAGAGAUGCUGAACGACAAGCAGCACAUAGCGGAGCAGAGAGCUCGUUAUCAGGCCUACGAGACGGUGGUGGACGAGGUCAUCAUUGAACCCGGUGAGAGUGCAGCCACCUACGGCCUGGACGACUACGACGACGAGUACGACGACACCUACGACAUGAACCAAGUGGGAGCUAAUGACCUGGAUGGAGACAGCUUACUGAACAGAAGGCCUUUCACGGUCCCACAGGUACUGAGGAAAGCUAACAAACCAGAGGAGGACGAGGAGGGUGAAGAUGAAGAGGAGGAAGAUCCUAUACCGAACAAUGUAAACAGGGACCAGUUUGUGCAGGACCCAGCUCUGCUGAGGGAGAGGGCUGAGGCUAGAAGAGCUACCAUGCAGCAAAGGAAAGGUUUCCGACCAGCGCCACGUCCCAGUAACGUGGUGGGCCAACCUAAAGGCCAAGGACAAACCACAGAGACAUUCCUAGACAGACGCAAAAAGGAGGCAAACAAGAGCCGCGUGUCAAACCACAACCGCCGCUCCAUGGCCGACCGCAAAAGGAACAAAGGCAUGAUCCCCUCCUGACCCGCGUGAUCACGACCUGCUGCUGGAACCAAACAGACUGAUGGUAGGAGGGAGGGACGGCAGGAAGGUGGCUGAGGUGUGGGUCAAUGAAGGGAAAGAAAAACUGGGGAUAGUUGUUAUUCUGGGUUAAAGGUUGUGAAUUUGGUGCCCACAAUUUGUCCCCACAAUCACACCGUAGCACCAAAGUUGCCGUCUUUGCUCAAAAAGAAAGCCAGGGUUUUUAGUUGUUGACUGAUGAAGUUGAGAGGUUGCAUUAGUUUACUCACUUUCUUUGGCAUGGCCAUAUUUUGGCCCUUUGUGAUCAGAAGCUGCCAAGCAGCUUGUUGUUUGAGACUCUGAACAUCUACUUUUAGUGUUUGAGCCUGAAAGACAUUCAGGUCUUUGGCCCAAAUGAUUUAUUUUAUAGCUCAUUAGAAACCAAAGUCCUGAGUGUGAGCCAGAGACUGAGGACAAAGAAUGAGACUUUAUUUUUGCCAAGUAACAAAUCAGUUUAUUAAGAUCCAGAGUGAUCGAUCUUUGACAUCAUCAUCAUCAUGAACUAGACAGCAUAGGAAUAAAAGGAAGCAACAUCCAGCGUUUUGGAGAGACUGCAGUUCGUUCUGUAGCUGGAAGAACAAUUAUUGACACGGUGAACAAGUCUGGACAUCAGUGGCAGACUGUGUUGCUCUUAAUACUCGUCCUGUAUGAGUAGCUCGUGCGACGGCUGCUUGCAUGUAAUGUUUGAGUGCAUGCAUGUGAUGACAUCCACCGAGUUCACACCACUGUUGUCCAGCCUUCGUAAGAACAUAACAAAUAAGUCUAGAAAAAGAAAUCGACACUAUGACCAUCUCAUAAUGAUGCUGUUGUGUUUGUGUUUGGAAGCACGCGCUGUACAGAGAGGCCUCAUGUCUCUCAGACGAGCUGCUGGGAGACCUCCGACAUGUUGCCAUGCACACACUAUUUUCUAUAAAGAGAACAGAUCUAUCGGAGCAUUUUGUAACAAAAAAAGCACAUGUAAAUGCUUUUUGGAGUUGACAUUGCAAAAAAACAUAAAAUAAAUACAAUAAUACUAUGUUUUUGA